Messenger RNA from Schistosoma haematobium, 8281 nucleotides. RefSeq lists its product as uncharacterized. Gene Ontology annotation, cellular component: SCF ubiquitin ligase complex. Bases 3832 to 5667 code for a protein of 611 amino acids. Gene Ontology annotation, molecular function: protein binding. The record is from RefSeq and is a predicted model, not a curated record. Gene Ontology annotation, biological process: SCF-dependent proteasomal ubiquitin-dependent protein catabolic process; positive regulation of protein ubiquitination. The transcript is spliced from 3 exons. NCBI's taxonomy places the organism in Eukaryota, Metazoa, Platyhelminthes, Trematoda, Strigeidida, Schistosomatidae.
CCCAAAUGACUGGCGGUUAUAUCGUAUGGCAUUGGACUUUAGUUCGUCGGUUCAGUCUUGGAGCUUUUUGCCUUACCAUAUUGUAAAGCGUAUAUACAGUUAUUUAGGUGAUGAAGUUGUUUACGUUUCUACCGUAUGCAAACACUGGCGUGGGGUCGCAUACACCGAUAGAUCUGUAUGGAAGAAACUACAUAUAUGUCCUCCUAAUUUUCCAGAAGUUGAAGCUCUCAAGAAUCAGAUUAUCCCUAUGAAAAUUUGUAACGAGGUUUCGCUUGAAUUUGACCCAAGGAAUGAGUCUCAUGUUGCUGUUUUGGAAUACACACUGAGUGCUUUGUGUUCGAAUGCUGGGAUACAUUCCAUUUCCCUACGACCGACAUUAAAACUUUUAUACAAUAAAUCCUCUUUAAAUAUCUCGAACCGACUUUCAAAAAAGUAUGUUAUGGAAAAUUAUUUCCUUUAACUUAAAUUGUGAACAGGCUGUGUCAUAUCUAUUCAUGUACAUGCAGUCUGUCCACAUAGUGUUAUCGCGAGAUUAUAACUUAUGGACAAACCAAUCAGAUCUAAGGUUGCGAGUUUUGUAUUUCGGCACAGAAAUCCCCGUGGCCAACUUUCAUUUUUGGCAUUGUCGGUGUCAGUCCGUGUUGACAACUCUAAUCUUAAUUUGACUCGAUACUCUAGUCUCCAUUACUCAAUAACAUGACUUUCUUUGAUGUUAGUAAGUGGGUAAAGAUUCUUAAAUACACUUCGGUGUCUCUCAAACGUUGUUGAUGGAUUACAAACUUGACACAGUUUUUUGGAUCCUACUUCGUCGAGUAAAUUGACAUGCCUCUACAAUUUUGAGAUAAAUGAAUAGUCAUUUUUCAACAGCAAUGCUUAGGUCUAAACUACGCCCAGGUACCCAUUUCACCAUGUAGUACUCCAUUAUCAAUGACUUACGACUUCAAAUUUACGAGAAGGUAACAAGUAAACUGAUAGCUGGUAAAAUAUGUCUAAGACUCAGAGGGUUUCAAUUAUGAGAAAUUUAAAUUACAUUCUUAUUUAACAAGGUAUUCAAGAGGUGCAGAGAUAAAUAAACACAGUUAACACAAAUGCAAAUUAACUGGAAAUCAUAUGUUUGAUGGAGAUUUAUUUACAUUAUUUAGAAAAGCCAUUUACUUUAGUAUAUCUUUCACCCACAUAACUUUAGAGUUGAGUCCCAAGAUUUCCUGGGACUAUACAAAUGAGUCAAAUUGUCCACAGAUAAUUGAUCGUAAGGGUACUGCUUGUGCUCACUUCCCUUCCUAAAGUACCUUAAACUUCACCUCGGGUUAACAGUCAUCCUUCUAUAUGUAAUAGUUUCCUACAGUAGACAGGACGACCUGUGACCUUUGAUAAGGUAUUAUAGUUGCUGUUAUUAAUUUGAGAUCACUGGCUGUAUGUUACCUUAAUUCCACAGACGCUCCAUGAUUAAAUUGAGAUAAAAAACAUCCGGUUAUAAUGAGCUAGAUGGAAUUGUUUUAAACUAUGAUGACUAAUUAGCAGUAUAUCGUUUUACAGAGGGGUGUUUUGUAUUCUAAAACUUACUCGUUCCCAACCACCUAUGGAGAAGUGCUGUACGUGGGUGUAUGUGUAGAGCAGUGGCUUAAUGGUUAAGGGGUUUAACUUUCAGCUAGUGAGCCGCAUGUUUGAGUCCUGCUCCACCUACUUCGAUUUUCCAUACUUAAUAGUACAGCUAACCUCCAUAGUGUCUCGAAACUGAUUGCACUAAUCUAUGCUUGGCAAAUAAGAAAAUAAAAUAUUUUGCUCAACAGUUAUGUGUGGCAGGUUCCAAACAGUUUCUUAACCGUUGCAAUCAAUCCAUCGGGUUGCGAGGUCAUCAAGACUGGUAAUGUUUUUUUGUUUUAAUUACGUAGGGGAAAAUGAUCUUUGAUAAUAUGAGUAACCCACGAGGAUGUCAACUGUCUACAUACUUUCCACGGUACUGGAGAUCGACUAAAUACUCUGUAUGAAGAAUAAACUACAACUGGGUGAUCCAUAUGUGUACAAAAGGUAUUUACCUACCCAGAAGCAUUUCUGUCUAUCAGUUCAAGAUUUUUAAAUUUCCUGAGUGGGUCCCCACUUUCAUAAUUUUGUCCUCUUCAUUCUCCUAUUGUCCGUUCAAAGAGCAACAAACGUACUUUUAGAUUUACUGGUGUAAAUAUAUCUAAUCAGCCAAACCUGUAUUUCUAACCGUCUUCCGGUUAUUCUGAAGUAUAGCGCAAUAGGGUUAUAGUGAUGGUGGAGCAGUCACUUGAAAAUGAAAGACGGUUUUCAAACCGUGUGUUGUAGGUUCGAUCCCUUUUACAGUAUCCGGCUUAGCUUAGCAAUACUACCACACCUAUACAAAAUUAAUAGUUCAAACGAAAGCAACGUAGAUCCUAACAUGUGUAUCAUUUCAAGUUGCUAUACCACAUUAAUACAGCGAGAUAAAAUUAUCUCUAAAGAAAUCUCAGAGUAGUAGAACUAGUAACAGUAUCAGCAGUAGUAAGAAAAGACCAGGUAUGGAGAAUUAGGAUUACAAGGAGAUUUUCAGACUCAGGUUCUAGAGAGAUACAAAGAGUGAAUGCACCUCCGAUAUUGCGAACAACUCCAAGCCACAUCUAACCAUUGGUUACGGUAAUACACGGGUUUGCACUUGGUUACUAAGAUCGUAUAUCACAUUUGUAAGUCACAUGUUCAACUCACUUCACUUCGGUUACAAAAUUCGAGAACCAUCAUCAUCGGAAGCCACAAGGGUGAUUCUUUUAUUCCAAUGUACAUCCCCGCAUUUGAACUUCCUAUUUUUUAGUUUUUAGUAUACUAUUAAUAUAAAACAAGCAUAUUCAUCUUUCUCUACUCUUUUCGGUUUGAAGUUGCGGAGAUUGUUGUAUUUCGUUUAUAUCAUAAACCGAUCAAUGUUAGAUCAUCAGUGAAGACCUGAAAGCACUGGAUGGCCGUUUCAUCUUGGUAUAGGACUCCUCAGCAGUGCUACUCUAUGAUCACACACGCGGGAUUCGAACCAAGGACUUUUGGUCCCAAGCGAACGCUUAACCUUUAGACCAUUACUGAGCAUAUGAUAAUUUUCAGUUCGGGGUUGUGGAGAUUGUUGAAUUUCAUCCAAAUUGACUAACUUUGCGAGGUGAUUCUCGGAGUUCUUAUUAGAAGUCGCGACCAGUGUAGUUCAACCGUGUCGAGUGUGAGGCAGUUACCCAUGGAGAACAAUGGAAGAUGGCCGCGCAACAUCGUGGAUUGGUUGAAGUUAGACAUUAACGCCGUUGAACAUCAGUUCAGUGGUCCGGAGGUUAAGCUUUCACGUGCGAGUUGGUGGGUUCUGGGUCUGAUUCCCGUUGUGAGGUGAUUAGUGCGCACUGUUGAAGAGUCAUAUACUAGGGAGAAACGGCCCUCCUGUGCUGGCAGGUUUUAAAUGGUUGUCUAACGUUGAUGGGCUCAUUAUUUCAAUGAGAUUUUUACUAUUGUUCGCUAAAAAGGAAAAAGAGAUAAUUUCAACCAAAUUCAGCCACCAAAUACGGGUUCAUGUAUUCAGUUUUGACUUGUGAAAUUAUUUUUGAGAUCUGCUUGGGCCAGUGAACGUGAAGUUCGAUUCAAGCCUGGAACCUAACCGGGUUAAAAUUCGAAUGGCUCAACUACCAAUUUACCCCGUUACUGUUUGGUAGAGAAACACAUUUUCAUUGUAUUUUAAGCUAUAAGGAUGUUUUUUUAAUAUUCGACCAUGUAAUUAUCUAUUUUUACUUUUUAUGCAUUUAAAAGUAUGCUAUUAUUCUUUCUUUUUCCCAUUUAAACUUCAGAAUAAUAAAUGCAUUAUGUGAGGUCAUUAUGAAUGCUAAAUGUUUAAAAAAAUUUUAUUGGGGUGGGACUUAUUGUGGAAGUUAUGAAGUCAGUCGUGUAUUACAAUCAUUGACAAAAAAUCAAAAGCAUAAUUUAUUAUCAUUACAAAUUAUCAGAUUAUUUCAAAUUAAUCAAUCCAUGUCAUAUUUAAAUACAAGAUUAUUUAUAUUUUCCAACCUCAACCAAUUUUCUAUUAAUUACCUAAAUCUUUCGGAGGAUAUACUUUUAAUUUUAUCGAGAAAUUCAAACCAUCUUCGUAUUUUAAAACUUUUUGUACAAAACAAUGUUCAAGAUCUUCCCAUAAUUAGAAAUCAAAUUUGGAGACAUGUGCAUGAAAUACUUCCUAAUUUGCGUGUGACUUUAUUCCUAAUUUGUGUAAACGAUCUCAAACAAUCAACAAUCCAUUCGAAUUCAAUCAAUCAACGAAUGUCUUUCAUACAAAAUACUACUCAAGAACUUGAUAAUCAAUUACCACUACCAUCAUCAUAUUCAUCGAUGUCACCAUCCCAUUCUGUCACUUCUACAUCCUCAUCGCCAACGUCUUCAUCUUCACCGCAUAUACCGGUGCAAUGUCGACUGGAAAAUGAACGUGAACAACAUUUAAGGGAGGAUCAUCAUCCAUAUGGUGAACAGAAUCAAAUUUAUCAAUUACUUUCAACCAAACUUUUGCCUUCUGCUUUGCCUUUAAAUUCAAUUUAUAUAUACUAUUGUAAACCAGAUCCAUUGUCUUAUCUUAUACAAUAUUUAAUGGAUACAUUUGCUAUGAGUUUAGAGCAUUUCUAUCUAAUUGAUACUUUCAAUAUAAUAUCUGUGAUGUCAAACAAUUCUAACGGUAUUUUACAUAAUAAUUCUCAUUAUACGGAAUAUACUACCAUUACUACUAGUAGUGAUAAUAAUAAUAAUAGUAAUGGCAAUAUCAUUAGAUUUAUUGCCAAUACACCAGCAACAAUUUCUUAUGAUGCUGUUAUUAAUUAUGAUAAUUACGACUGUGUUGACUCUGAUUAUCAGUCAAUGUUCAGUUCUUAUUCCUCACAUCAUUCAUUAUUACUGGAUAGUACAAGUGAUUUUGAUAUAUUGAGCUGUGAUUCUUCCUAUGAUCUAUUUGAUUAUGAAGACAAAAGUUGUAGUAAUAAUAAUUAUUACUCAGGUAAUUUUUUGCUGCCCGUUUCAACCAGUCUAUCUUUGACUUCAUCAUCUUCGUCUUUACCGGUACCGUCAGGGUCAUGUUUGUCUGGUGAUCAAAUACACCAAUCAUUGAUAGCACCAAUAUCACUUCAUAAGAUGGUUGGACAAAUUGAAUACUCGUCUAAUUCAGAAAUUAUAUUACCAAAAAAUGGGAAUGAUAGUUUGAGGAUAAUGAAACCAACUGCAUGUGAGGAAAGUGCUAUCGAUAAGGGUGGUGGUAGUGAUACAAGCGUUGUAUCUCAUUCAGCUCUCAUUUCUACUCAUGAUAGUAUCAAUACAACUAAAACCAAUGUUAAUGAUUAUUGUGAUUAUUUACCUUACGAUUGUAAUUAUUAUUCCAAUUUUUCCGAGGCUCCACAAUCAUCUACUUCAUCAAAUCUUGUUUUUUACUCACCAAAUUUGUAUAAAGCGCCUGAUGAUGUCAACCCUGAUCCGUUUGUUAUGUUAGCAUGGAGAUGUCAACAAUUGUCGCAUUUUACACUAAUUGGUUACUGGUUUAAUAUUGUGGAUAUGAAAGCGUUUACAGCUCUUCGUGGUACAUCACUCAAAUCUUUUCGUAUUCCUAGUUGUUGUAUUUCUAUUGAUGAUCAAUCUUGGCCAUUUAAUUUGGAUGAGAAUUUAAAUGAAGUGAGUAAUUGAAAUAUCAAAACAGUGUUAUCUGUAUCUAAUUGAUUUAUCUCUACAUGUUGAAUAAAAGUAUAUAACCAAAUAGUAACCUGUGCAUUACUUUUUCUGUUCAAGAAUAUUUACUACAAGCGAUGUGUAUUGUAGAUUAAAUCAACAUGAAUCUUGGUGAAAUAAGUCAUUCAGUCAUACGCAAUGUAAAUAACCUGACACAUACAUGCACUGGUUCAAGUUGCUGUCCCACAUUAACACAGCGAAAUAAAAUUAUUUGGAGAUAAAUUGAAGAGUAUUAAGCAGUAUCAGUGGUGUUAGAGACGACUAGGUAGAGAAAAAGAAAUAAAAGGUCUGAGAAGAUUCCGAGACUCGAGUACUAAGGGAAGACUAGGAGUGGAUCUGUUCGAUUUAGAAAGUCUUCAAACAUUUGAUAUUGUAGCAUAGUAUUCACAACUUCCAACUAUUAGCUCUUAUGAAUUUGAAUUACUCCACUCUUUUUUUUAAUGAAUAUAUCGUCUUAAGUUGUAAUAACUAAAUGAUUAGGAAUGAAUAACAAGUAAUUAACGAAAGUUUAAAGAUUUUUAAUUGAAACAAGACUUAGAACAUUCAGAACUUAAUGUAAACCACCACUUCUUCCGAGAACGAAAAUAAAUUAGCACAAGUUUAUAUAGUACAAAGGUUUGUUCCUGUUGUUCUGCCAUAUCAUCAUGGCAUAACAGAAGAAUUACAAAGAAUCCUUAGAUCACACAGAAUUUAGGCAGUGUAUAAAACAACGAGUUCAAAUAAAAGAUAAAAUACUUAUCACUUCGACACAGAAUUAUGUCUACAGACUGUGAUGUUUAGAUGGUGAUUUAUUCUAUACUGGACAGUCUUCUCAUGAAAUCAUGACUGAUGCCAAAGAACACAAAAACACUUUCAAAUAACCCUCUAGAACUAGAAAGGAGAAAAGCACGUCUAACUAUCCAUACAACAUGGAACAUUUAUUCAAAUAUUCGCACAACUAAUUCUAUUCACGUUUCACACCACUAACAAAUAUAUUCCUGACGUUACUCUUCCACAUUACAAAUAUCACAUUUUCUUCACUCACGAACACAUAAUUACAUACAGCUAGGUUUCACACAAAAAAGUAACCGUGACUGAAAUUACAAUGUUAAUAUAAUCAAAUCUAUUUUAAUUUAGAUUGUACUGAAAAUAUUCUGCUUUAUGUCUUUUAUAGUAUUUAGACUUGUGUUAAUCUAAUUCAUUUACAAUUUUUAUUUUUGAAUUUCGCGAUAACCACAAUACUAUCCAACCAUUGAGUUGGUAAAAUUCUAUUUUUUACGUUCCUCAGUGAAUUUCCGGAAGUUUUGUUCUGAAAUCGUGAUUCAUGAAGGCGAAAAUCAUGCAUUUAUUCAAAGAUAACAUUGAGUAGUUCCACAUCAUUUCAUGGAUUAAUUGAAAUUAGGAAAUACGCACCAUCUAAUUUAGGCUUAAUGACUGAAUGUUAUGAUGCUCAAUCGUAAAAGUUCUGGAACCCUUCUAAACAUAGUAGCAGAAUAGGCACUUACCCAUUCAGAAAAGUGACACGUUACUCUUCACUUUCAAGAUGUUUCGAAGAAACUUCUAUUGUUAGGUGAUUAGAUAAAAUGUUUCCCAGAGUUUUCAGGGCCCGUUUGGGCUUUUUUCAAGGAAUUUUUGUUGAUCUUCUCAACACUAACAUUAUAUGUAACCGAUACGAGGGGGUACACUAAUAGAUUUAGCACAAAAUUACUAAAAAAAAAAACACAUUCGUGAUGUUAUAUAUAACGAAAUUCACAAUGAAUAAAUACUUACGAACAAAAAUCAUAUAACUGAAAUAAAACGAAAGUUAAAGCUAACAAAUUAUCACGCCAAGUUAAAACAUAAUUGUUAUAUCCUAACGAAAAUAAUGAAUGGUAACUGUUGGGAUCUAUUAAUGGACUAAUACUAUGCAUAUAUUUUUAGUGUAUAAUUGUUAAGUAACUGAACUAUGUAUAUUCAUAUUCCUCUUAUUAUGAACUUUCAUUAUACGAUUCACUAUUAAGUUAUGCCUUCUCACGCAGGGGUGUUGUUUAUGAAAUUGAGAGGACGAUAAGCAAAUGUCCGGCGCUUUAACCGGGUUGGUGGAUAUGUAGGAUCCACCUAAGGAAGUUGGAAACCCCUGAUUCCAAACCAAUGGUGCACAAGGGAUCCACGAUCCUGACGGGAGAAAUGGCGUGUGAACCUAUUGUUGGUCACCGCCUACCAUGGGGCUGCAUCUCCUAACGUUGCUCCACCGCCUUGUGGACCAGACCUUUAGCUCGAAGGCUAGGGCAGUGGCCCACCAAAGAAAACCACCUGCUUCGGUCUGGACGACCGGGAACUAUUUUAGGCCGCACACAACUCGAAUGAUUUUUGUGGCGCAUAUCUGUUUGGUGUCUCCCUGUGUUUAAAUAAAUAAGUUUUGCUUAUUUUAUUAAUUACGGCCUCCCAAAAUCAUAACCACUUUUGGCUAGAUCUCAUACAAAUAUUUUCUAUUUUGUGGUGUGAUGUGAUCUGUUUGGAUUGUAUAUAAACCCAGUGUGUUUGAAAUGUAUGAUUUAUAUCGCGGAAGCUCAGAUUGGUGUUUCGGACUUAACAUGUAGGGAAAAUGAUCAAU